Pygocentrus nattereri (red-bellied piranha) is the source of this 5239-nucleotide messenger RNA. It is a transcript of the gene znf608, whose product is annotated as zinc finger protein 608. Lineage: Eukaryota; Metazoa; Chordata; Actinopteri; Characiformes; Serrasalmidae. The record is from RefSeq and is a predicted model, not a curated record. The transcript is spliced from 7 exons. Bases 122 to 4087 code for a protein of 1321 amino acids. Gene Ontology annotation, biological process: regulation of transcription by RNA polymerase II. Gene Ontology annotation, cellular component: nucleus.
AGGGUGUCAAGCAAAAUGUGGCGUUUCGGUGGCUGCGUUUUCCCAAUGAAAACAAUCGAGUCAUUAAUACCCUCCCAUCCUCUUGAUUUAGGAUUCAUCCCCGUUUUCUGUCAGAAAUCCUAUGUGGAGAAUGUCAGUCACCUCCUCCGUGGAGCGGAGUGUUAAGCUGAACGGAGCGGACGCGUACGACAGCGGCGAUGAGUGGGAGAUCGGGCUCGGGGAUCUGAUCAUCGACCUGGACGCCGAUUUGGAGAAGGAUCGACGGAAAUCGGAGAUGAAUAGUCGCGCGCUGGCCAUGAAAGGCGCCGAGGAGGCUGGCGAGGAGGAGCUGGAGCGCGAGCGCGCGCUGGACGGCCUCGCGGGUCCCGGCGCGCAGCCCGCCGCUGCCCGAACCAGCCUCUGCAAAGAGGCGAGGAAAUUUAAGGAGAAACGUCGGCAUUCGGCGGGCGACGGCGACUCCGAGGCGUUCCCGGCAGCUGUGGGCAAACGGCGCGAGCCUCAAGGACGCCCCCCCGGAGAGGUCUCGGGGAUGAAUGCGGCGGCGGCGGCGGCUGCGGCGGCGGCUGCGGCUGCGGUGGUCGAACGCGGCCACCCCGAGCAGCACGCCGGUGAUGUCAGCGGCUCUUGCGCCAAAGGCAAAGAGGGGAAGAGAGGGAGGAAUCAGGGCAGGGGGCUCAAGCGGGAAGCCAAGGAGCCGGCGCGAGCGCGGAAGGACAGGCACGGCGGCGAUGCCGCCGGAUUCGGACUGGGCCCCGUCCCGCAGGACGACGGCUGGAAGGAGAAGCCGUGCUAUUGUGGGGACAGCGGAGCGGGAGACCUCGGCAGGGGAGCGAUGGACGCUGGGAUGAGGGCUGCGGGCGCUAUUGUUGCCGACAGGGCUGAAGGAGCCUGCUCGCCUGAGCGAGCUCACAAGACGUUGAGUAUAAAAACCAGGUCAGUGGGGACCAAUACCCAAGAGGCUGAAAGAGCCAUUGAGUCAAACUACAUGGAGCCAUGUCAACCAGGAACAAGCGUAAAUUUGGAGGGGAUCGUGUGGCAUGAAACAGAAGAGGGGGUUCUUGUGGUGAAUGUCACAUGGAGAAAAAGGACCUAUGUGGGAACUCUCUUAGACUGUACCAAGCAUGACUGGGCCCCUCCUCGGUUUUGUGAGUCCCCAAUGAGUGAUUCUGACAUGCCAUGUGGGCGCGGACGUGGUAAACGGAUGCGAUUGGCAGUGUCAGACCAGCCUGUCGUAGAACCUGGUCUCUCCAAGAUAAGAGGGCUAACACAUAAGAGGCGUGGUGUGGGAAUAGGCAACAAAGGCAGGCGAGGAAGUCUAAAUCUUAGUACCUGUAGGACUCCUGCUUACUAUUCAGUGGAGGAGAUAAAGUCAAGUCCACUUAUAUGCGGCAAAAGAAAAGGCAAAGCCCCGGCUGAUCUAGAUUUAAGCUUAGUUGCAGAGGAUGUAAGGAAUGGAAAUGGGAAACGAAUACGUGCCAAAUCCAGGAGCGCUCCUUCCACUCCGCAGGGGAAAUCAGACCCAGCGUUUCUGGACCAAGUGUGCGCCUCUCCGAUGCUAAUUGAUUGCCCACACCCUAACUGCAACAAGAAAUACAAGCAUAUCAAUGGGCUACGGUACCACCAAUCGCACGCACACUUGGACAGUGAUAGCAAACAGGAGUUUGAGGCCGAGAGUGAGGACAGGCUCUCUGAUUAUGAAGAAUCCCUCAGUAAUGUGGCUUUUGACUCCGCUGAGAAUCUUGAUAUUAUGUCCAAGAAGCCAAGAACCAUGUAUAAGCUCAGUUCAGGUGGAUCUCCAAAGAGCAGAAAAUUGUUGCUGAACAGUGAACACAGUCCUACAGCAAACCCUAAGCCACGGAGGAACAUGGUAGGUAAAGAGGGACCCAUUGACGACUUGAGCAACCUGCCACUUAUUUCAAACAUGUCUGUGGUCCUUGAGAACUGCCUCAUCACAGAUCGCAACUCAUCUGUGGAAAUGCCUAAGCUUGAAGCUGAAGGUGUCAUUGAUAAGAGGGAAAUUAAAAAAGAAAAUGAAACUGCUGAAAGGUGCUCAGCCAAAGCUAGGGCUAACAGACUUAUUGCUAAUACCCCUGCACCCCCAAAGCUUAUCGCCAUUCCCACAACAUUUCCUACCAAAAUCACAGAUGGCUCAUUUCAUCAACCUUCUCCAACCGUUACUCUCACAAAAGCUAAGAACCUUUCACUGAAACCUCUCAAGCCAAAGUUGGACAUUGUUGCUCAAGUUAACAUGGCAAAUGCAGCCAUAGCUUUAAGCAAAGAAAGUAAGAGAAAGGAUAAGCACAGAUUAAAGGACAGAAACUGUAAAGACCCCAGAAGUCCAAAAACAGAUCCUGUUUUCAUAAAAGCAGAUGACACAAAAAGUAUAGGAAAAGAUUUUCCGGUUAGCCUGUUGAAAGAGCAUUUGAGCAAGCAAGACGUUGUCAAUGGUCCGAGUGAAAGUCAAGAGAGUCGAAUGGCAAGUAUCAGAGCUGAGGCUGACAAAGUGUACACUUUCACUGACAAUGCCCCCAGUCCGUCCAUUGGGAGCUCUGCAAGAAUGGACCCUGGCACACUGUCAAAUGGAGAUAGUAAUACAACCAAGACAAACAGUCCAGCAUACUCAGACAUAUCUGAUGCAGCUGAGGAUGGCGGAUUAAAUUCAAGAUCCAGAAGAAACUCAGCUCCCGAUUCCAGUCUGAAUGGAAAUAUCAAUCCCAAGAUUCCCUGCCCAAUUACCCCUGUCACUGCAGCCCAGUCGUCAAGUCACAGCCAUGGAUAUGAGUCUUAUGGUCUUCCGGGUUACAUGCACUCUGGCCAAAGCAACUCUGCUGCUUUCCUAAAGGUGUCCACACCUUACAGCAGAACCAAGGAGGACGCAAGAGACUUAAACGAGGACCUGAAAAACUCAGAAUCAAGUGCCGACGCCAGUUCUCAGUCACAGCUUCAAUUAGCCAUGACACAAACGCAGACUGCUUUAGCUCAGUCCUUAUACUAUGGACAGUACACUCGUAACGUCCCCGUGGACCAGAAGGUUUUGGUAGUUCCAAACACUCACCGACAGCAGAAUGAGACAUGCUGUGAUGAUGUGCAAUACAGCAAACAGAGCAGAGUGCAAGCAAGACGAGGACCCGAGCAGAAAGAGAGAACGAAAGAGGAUACAAAACAGAUGAUAACAUCAUCUGUGGCCAGCCACAAGGGAACAAACUCGGUUAAAAUCAGCUGCUCCAAGCCUGGUUUCAUCUACGUAGAGUUGGACAAGCAUCAGCAGUCGCAAGCGAAGUCUUCUCUUAUGUCAAUGACAAAAGAUCAGGGGCAUAACAAGGAGUCUGAAGACUUCAACCCAGAAAGUCAAAAUACAAAAACGAAUGUGGACACAAACGUAACAUAUCUAAAUGCUUCAGAAUCACAGUCCUGGAGCCACUCUUUUCAGUCCAAAUAUGUGAAGCAGCAAAAUCAAGAGGUAAACAAGGUCUCUCAGGAAAUAGGCCAAGACAAGGUGAAAGACUGGCGCGUGCCUCCCGAUCCAGAGUCCAGACUGGAGGCUGAGCUUCAAAAUGUAAAGUGUGAGUCACCUUCUGAGGACUUAGAUGAGAGCACCAGAGCAGAGGCAGAAGAGAUGCCCAGCGAAACCUCUGAAGACUCGCAGAGUAUGAGAGUGGCAGUAUCCUCUUCUCAACAACCGUACAUUCAGUACCAGCACUCCUACCCGUACCUACACUUAUGUGAGGCAAACAACUCUUCUUUUAGGGUGAUGUCACCAGCGCUGGUGCACAACUACCCAGGUUUCCAUUACCCUCUGUAUGGGAAGACAGCAGGUAGAGAGGACUCAGAAGGGACGCAGAACAGCAAGCCAGUUACUGACCCAACAGCCUUGGAGCUGCUGCCCCAUCACAACCUUCCAUACCAUGGCAAAUCUCCUGUGCCUGGGGAGCGGGGAUCUCCAGACGAAGACAGGGAGACAGAGCAAGAGAGAGAAACCGUUCCAUUUGCGCACCACCUUCACACGCACCAUCACACUCAUCUGGGCAUGAGCUACACUCUUGUGUCGGGGCAAUAUGACCCAUAUCAAGGGGAAAAGAAAAACUAAAUGAACCUCAGUACCAGUUAAUGUUUACUAGAAGCAUAAUAGCUGGCUGCCAUGUUUAAAAACGAAGUCCUUCAAGCUAAUUUUUAUUUUGGUGUAACUGUGUAAUCUUUGAAGGUCUGAGUAUGGCAGCCCUGGUUGCCAGCCAGUAAGUGGCAACCACACAGACCACUUCCUGUGGUAUGUAUGGCCUUUAUGCAUGACUGGAAAUAGCCCCUGUCUGUUUACUAGGGGAUUUGUGAAUACUGAUUAUUCAUUUUACGAUUGCAGAAAAUGAUGGGAAGAUGUGAGUCCAAACAACAGGUUCCGGGCUCACACAAGGAUUCAUAGACAUCAAUUCCAUGGUGUUAUUCAUUGCCUCCAUGGGAGGCAGAAACUACUUUCCUUUUUUUAAUUAAUGAAUGUAACAUUAGAGGAACAAUGCAGUGCUAAUAAUAUUAUGGAACGAUGUAUAGGUAUGUAAUGGUAUCGCCAUAGUGAGACAAGGCUUUGUAAAAUAGGCUAUUUGCUUUUUGGGUGCCUGUCAUUAAAGACAAACAUGUAAAGCUUUCUGUAAUAGGACUUUGCCUGUAAAUGGCUGCAUCUAGCUAGUUGUAUGCACAUGUAUCGUUGUGUACCAUAAUAUUGAAUGUAUUUGAUAUUUCAUGACCUCCGUGUGGUAAAGGAUGAUUUGCAGUAGGUUAAAAGUGACUGUAAGGUGGAUCUGUCUGCAUUAACCUAUUAACAUGAAUAUAAUGUUAUUAGCCACAGCCAUUAACCGAUUGUAUCGUAUCAAGUGAAAGGAGUUAAUCGACACAUCUCGGUGCCAUAUAGUAUUAUUGUGAUGUACAUUUUGUACAUAGUUAACAAAGCUUAACAGCAGAUAUUACUUGCUUAUGUACAGUUGUUUUCAGUGCAAUGUACGGUUGUCUAUUCCACCUCACUUACAUGGCAAAAGUAGUCCUCCCCUUGUUACUUGAAUAGUGCUGCAUUACUUAAAUAUGUUUACAAGUACAUCUUUGGAAAAACAAGUCAGUGUUGUAGUUUGGUUCGUCCUUACUGUCAUUAGUUUUUUCUUGAUGUCAACUAUACAGUACCAUGAAAUUACAGUUGCUUUUUAUACUGUUCUUGCCUUAACACAUUUGUCAAUCCAAAUAAAAGUAAAGGUUGUUUGUA